AUAGAAAUACUUGUUUGUCAUCUCAAAUCAUGCAAAAAUGUGAUCAAAGCAUUGUGAUAAUACGAUAGUUUGCUAUAUGAUCAUUAUAGUGACAAUCGCGGCUGCUACUGGUUGAUUGAAAAGUACAAUUCAAAUUAUCUUUGAGUUUUCAGAUAUUAUUAUUGUCUAUAACGCGUGAGAACUAACUCCAUUCAGCGUACAAAUCAGCCUUCAGCCCAGUGAAUCUUCUAGUCAAACAUAAAAUUGUAUAUAAAAAACUGUCAUGACAUCAUAAGUGAAAUACCGCCCAACCUCACACAAUCCAGUAUGAAUUCAACGAGAUAUAAAAAAGUUACUACCAAACCUGCUGCGGAAUGCGAAGGUGAAAUGCGAUACAGUAGAGUAUCGACUGGCAAUAAAAGGAAGAGCCGCCGCGUAGGAUGGUAUUGGGCUCUUCCUUUCCUUGGUUUCUGGGUACUACUCUAUUUCGGAGUGGUUCUACCAAUUUACCAUCAUUUACCUGAAGCACUUAGCAUUAAGGACGAACACAUUCACCAUGACAGAUUUAUUGCCGAACGGGCUGAACAAACUCUGGCCAAAUUGGAGGCUAUUGGACCAAAAGUUGUUGGCAGUAAUGCCAAUGAAGUUGAGGCUGUUAAUCUUAUUGUAAGCGAAGUGGAGAAGGUGCAGAAGAUUAUGAACAAAGAAUUAUUUACAUUGGAUCUUGAUAUUCAAGAAGUUUCGGGAGCAUAUGUUCACGGUGAAAUGGUGAAUAUGUAUCAGGGAUUACAAAAUAUUGUUGUGAAGUUUGCAUCAAACUAUUCAAAUAGUUCAUCAUAUUUACUUAUAAAUACGCAUUUUGAUACAAAACCUGGAUCACCUGGUUCCGGAGAUGCUGGAGUAAUGGUUGCCAUUAUGCUCGAAGUAAUCAGGGUUCUGGCAGUUGGCAGGCAGACAUUUGACCAUCCGAUAGUGUUUUUAUUUAAUGGAGGGGAAGAAAACCCUCUGCAAGCCUCACAUGGCUUUAUAACUCAGCAUAAAUGGGCUAAGAACUGCAAAGCACUUAUAAACCUCGACUCAAGUGGAAGUGGACACCGGGAUCUUCUCUUUCAAACUGGUCCCAAUAACCCUUGGCUACUCAAGUACUAUAAGCAAAAUGCAAUUCAUCCAUUUGCCAAUACUAUUGCCGAAGAACUCUUCCAAGCAAAUGUGAUUCCAUCCGACACUGAUUUUAGGAUAUUCAAGAACUUUGGCCGAGUUCCAGGCUUGGAUAUGGCCCAUACCUACAAUGGUUAUGUCUAUCAUACGAAAUUCGAUACGAUGAGUAUAAUUCCGCAAGAAACGAUUCAAAACACCGGUGACAAUGUUUUAUCCCUCGCUAAGGCUUUUGCUAAUGCCCCAGAGCUGGAAGAUCCUUCGAUAUACGCCAAGGGACACACAGUCUACUAUGAUGUCUUUGGAAAAUAUCUCGUCUACUAUACCGAAUCGCAGGCAGAACAAAUCAAUUACGUGCUUUCAGCUUUGACACUUCUAGCUGUGGUUGUAUCCCUGUGGGCCAUGGCCAAAGUAGGUGAAGUGUCCUUCGUUAACAUCCUCGGUACAUUCUUUUGUGUGUUUUGUGUGCAUGUUAUUGCUUUUGUUCUGGCUGUUGGACUGCCAAUUUUGUUGGCAGUUGGAUUGGAUUUGUUGGGAUUAUCAAUGACAUGGUUCACCAAUAAAUGGAUGAUUAUUGGUCUUUAUGUGUGUCCAACAUUGGUUGGAUUGGGUAUUCCUACAGCAAUUUAUAUUAGCUCUUCCAAGGACAAAUUGAAUAUUUCAUUCAAGACUCAAAUGGUGCUUCAUUCACAAUGCAUUUUGUUGACCAUACUUUUAUGUGUUGGAACAUACUUUGGAAUAAGGUCGUCGUAUUUGUUGAUGAUAACUGUUUUGUUCUAUUAUAUUCCUUUGGUUGUUAAUUUGGUGACUUGCUUGUUUAAAAGAGGAUAUCAAUGGGCAAUUCUGGUGGUUGCAUGCCAGAUACCAGCAUUUGCAAGUGUAACAUACAUGUCGUGCAUAUUUUUCAUGAGUCUCAUACCAAUGAUGGGACGAAUUGGAUCGAAGUAUAAUCCGGAUUUAUUGAUUGGAGGUGUUGCAUCAGUAACAGCACUGUUGGCGUUGGGAUACAUUAUUCCACUCCUGAACCUAUUCCGGAAAUCACUCGUAAUAAUCACAUCUCUCUUGACCAUCACUGCCAUUUUCUUUAUAUUCACUGUGACACCAAUUGGAUUUCCAUUCCGAGAGGAAACCAAUGUUGAACGAUUUCAUCUACAGCAUAUCCGGAGACUAUUUCACGAAGCUGAUUCAUCAAUUAGUCGCAAUGAUUCCGGAUAUUAUUUUGAUCUUCAAGACCGACGGCAAUUUAGACAUAUCAAAGAUGUUUUCGAUACAUCAAAAUUAGCAGACAUGUCUGAAGAAUGCAACAAACAUAUAUUCUGUGGUUUUCCUGUUUUUAACCAUCGCUGGAAUAAAGCAAAGGUUCUAUCACAAUGGCUUCCUUCUGACGAUAACUCAAUACCUGGAUCUCCAAAACUCACUUUACUAAGUAAAAAUGUUACUUUAAACAGUUCAUCAACUAUUCGUUUCGAUUUUGAACUAAGUGGACCCUCUCACAUGGGAAUUUAUCUAAAUCCACUAAAUGGAUCGAAAAUAAUCGAAUGGUCCUUUUUGGACACUUUGCUUCGAGAUAAAUGGAAUCCACCUUAUUUCGUUUAUUUCUCAAUGGGAAAGGAUAAGACUCCUUUGCAAUUUUAUGUUCUUCUUGAGAACCAAAGUUAUAUGGAAGAAACAAAUAGCACAAUUCCUACUUUAGAGCUAGGAAUUGGUGGACAUUAUGUUAGCUUUGAACACACACGAAGUCUGGCCAACAAAGCAUUCAUUCAAAGCUUCCCACCAUACGCCUAUGUCAUGGAAUGGCCAAGUUCCUAUGAGCGCUGGAUUUACUAAAACAAUUGUUUUCUAGUUUGUAGUAUUUUAUACGCAUAAUAAUUAUAUUUAUAACAAAAAAAAAAAAA
This is a messenger RNA of Episyrphus balteatus (marmalade hoverfly), 3029 nucleotides long. Its product is annotated as endoplasmic reticulum metallopeptidase 1-like. The coding region runs from base 307 to 2961 and encodes 884 amino acids. Gene Ontology annotation, biological process: proteolysis. The transcript has 13 exons. Lineage: Eukaryota; Metazoa; Arthropoda; Insecta; Diptera; Syrphidae. The record is from RefSeq and is a predicted model, not a curated record. Gene Ontology annotation, molecular function: metalloexopeptidase activity.